GGCAACUAUGACCAAAUUGUGCCAACAUUUGAUGAAAUGAACCUGAAGGAGAGUCUUCUUCGUGGAAUUUACGCAUUUGGUUUUGAAAAACCGUCAGCUAUCCAGCAACGUGCUAUUGUACCGUGCUGUACAUUACGCGACGUCAUUGCUCAAGCACAAUCCGGUACCGGAAAAACCGCCACGUUUUCGAUUUCGAUUCUUCAACGAAUCGAUGAGAACGACCCUUCCGUCCAGGCAUUAGUAAUGGCACCAACAAGGGAACUGGCUCAACAGAUCCAAAAAGUUUUAUCUGCUCUUGGCGACUACAUGAAAGUCAAAGUGCAUGCAUGCAUUGGUGGCACAAGCGUCCGUGACGAUCAACGGAAGCUAGAAAGUGGUGUUCAUGUGGUGGUCGGGACACCUGGACGUGUUAACGAUAUGAUUAAUCGUGAAAUUUUGCAGACUGAUUCUAUUAAAAUGUUUGUUCUGGAUGAAGCUGAUGAAAUGCUUUCGCGGGGAUUUAAGGAUCAAAUUUACGAGGUCUUCAAAAGGAUGCCACAGGAUGUACAGGUUGUACUUCUUUCUGCAACAAUGCCUGCGGAAGUACUUGAUGUUACGCAGUGCUUCAUGAGAGAUCCUAUUCGUAUUCUUGUGAAGAAAGAAGAGCUAACUCUUGAAGGAAUUCGUCAAUUCUAUGUGAACGUUCAAAAAGAGGAUUAUAAGUUCGACACACUCUGUGAUCUCUACAACGUAAUCAAUAUCACGCAGUCUGUGAUUUUCUGCAAUACAAGAAGAAGGGUCGAGCAACUUAGUGACCAGAUGACAGCUCAAAAGUUCACAGUUUCGUGUCUUCAUGGGGACAUGGAGCAGAUGGAGCGUAAUAUUAUUAUGCGAGAGUUCCGUUCCGGAUCCUCUAGAGUGCUCAUUACCACGGAUCUUCUUGCUCGGGGUAUUGAUGUUCAACAGGUGUCUCUUGUGAUUAACUAUGACCUUCCCUCAAACCGCGAAAAUUAUAUUCACCGUAUCGGUAGAUCGGGUCGCUUUGGACGAAAAGGUGUGGCGAUCAAUUUCAUCACGGAGAAUGAUGUUAGACAAUUGAAGGAUAUAGAGGCUUUCUAUAACACGGUCAUCGAAGAAAUGCCAAUGUCCAUCGCAGAUUUGCUUUAG
Molecule: messenger RNA, 1146 nt
Organism: Angiostrongylus costaricensis
Lineage: Eukaryota; Metazoa; Nematoda; Chromadorea; Rhabditida; Metastrongylidae
Source: the annotation of a GenBank genome assembly